Molecule: messenger RNA, 5954 nt
Organism: Vidua chalybeata
Lineage: Eukaryota; Metazoa; Chordata; Aves; Passeriformes; Viduidae
Product: neurotrypsin-like
Exons: 16
Coding region: 3233-5701 (822 amino acids)
Biological process (GO): proteolysis
Cellular component (GO): membrane
Molecular function (GO): serine-type endopeptidase activity
Source: RefSeq, a predicted model, not a curated record
UAUGAAAGAGACUGUGGACAAGCAAUUAAAGUUGGGGUCUCGGUCAAAAAAAAGGAUAGUCAAGUUAAGUGAUUGUUUGAUGUCAGGUGGUGUGUGGAUCUUGACCCUGCUUUUGAUUCCAGAACAAAAACUUGAGUAUCACCUGAUUUUGUUCAUGAGACUCUUGUGUCUUGCAUUGUUAGGAUUUCUGCAGUGUGUUGUUCAGCUUGCCUACUCAGGUCCUGACUGUUAAAUAAAACCACCUAGGUAUUCAUAUAAAUGCAUUUCCUAACAGGGCAUGACUUCUUCACAUGCAAGCUUCUUGCCCAGCUCUGGAGCUGCUGUCAAUAAGUGUUUGGGCUCAACAAACACUGAGCCAAGUUAGAAUUGAUAGUAAUGAUGGUAGUAAUUGAUGGUAUGAUGGCUCGUACUCUUACAUGGAUGCAUGCACAAUCUGGUGCCUUUUGAAAUUUUUUAAAUUUCCACUGCUGUAAAAUGUAGAAAAAAUCUCCAGCAAAAUACCUUGUUAAUACACAAUACAUUGGUAAGUAUCAAACAUAACUUUAACGUGGAAGUUUGUGAUUUUGACCCUCUGAUUUGCAGGUGGGACAGGUAUGGUGCGACAUAUGUUUGAUUAUUUUGUCUGUACUGUAAUAAAGCAAGACUGGUGUUUGACUUGGGCAACUCAUAAUCUACAAGAAAAUUUUUCAUUGUUUUUUGGUAAAAAAACUAAAAGGGGGAGAGAAAGUUAAAGCAUGGACUGAUAAUUGAAAUAAUGUAAUUAUUUCAAUCCAAGAAUUCUUGUAAUUCAUUUUUAGUUUUGAUUUUGCGGGGGGCAGCGGGGCAGUUGCCAUUGCAGUACCACAAAACUACAGGCAGGUUCUUGGGACCAGUACCUAAUUGGUGGGAAAAAUGCAGUGUCCUAGAGAACUAAUGUUAUAACUGUUUAUAUUAGUAAUUCUUUUGGGCGUGUAGAAGAAGCAGAAUAAGAGGAGAGUCAGGCACACGCAUACUCUUUAAUUACCCAUGGGUGGCUGUAGAGUUUGCUGGAGCAGAGUACUCUGGAGCCCCAGGCCGAUACCUGUUCAUCACAAAAAUUUUGGUCAGGUGAAGGCUUUCAAGUUAGUGAAGUAAUAUUCGCUUAGUGGUUAAUUACAGUAGCUCAUUAGUGGAUAAUCCAGGGUAGCUUAUUCUUUUGUUGCUAUUAUGGCAUAAUUGGGUUUUUAGAGGACUUGGGGUCAGUAAGAACACAAUAUCCACAUCUGAGUUUGGGAAAACACUUUGGUUCUGUGACAUUUUCCAGAAGACACUGUGAAAAGGAGUGCUACUUUCUUCAUUUCUGGAGGAUAUAAGCUAGAUUGAGAGUUAGGAACUGAUUCAACUCUGUUGAUGAUGAUUUUUCUUCAUAUUAAAACUUGGAAUAAAAGUGUUACGCAUCUCUUAAGUUAGCACCUGUGCUGAAUGUACCAAAUUCUUGUGUCUGCAAGGAACAUUCUUAUGUAAGAGGCUGUAACAGAGAAACUUAAUACCUUUUUCUAUUUUUACUUUGAAAUUUUGCACAGCUCCCACUAAUCUGAACAGCUAUUUUUGCAUUAUACUACUUCAUAGCUUCACAAAGUCAGUUGUUUGGGGUUUUGUCUAACCUUUUAUAUGUCUACUAUAAGCUUGAAAUCACUGUGCUAAGGUUUUCCAAUCCUUUUAUUUAUUGAGAGGAAGGAAGCAAUGCUUUUCAGGUGCACCCAGGUUUUACACUGCUUCCUUUAAAAGUACUUGAGCAAUUCUUUUGCUUUUGUUGUAACCAAAACCCCUCAUGUUACUGAUUGUCCUUGGCAAUUUCAGCUGCUGGCCAUUUUCCUGUAUCUCACCAUUAAGCUUAUAUUAGGUUUUUAAAUGCAUUCUGUGACAUGCUUGUAUUGAGGAUCACUCCAUUAAUAGUUCAUGUGUGUGCCCAGGGAACAGCACUGUUCUUUCUGAGUUGGGGUUUGUACCACCCCAUGAUGCUGUUGCUGGGGGGUAAGGAAAGCUCUGUUCUCGUGUUGAGCACACUGGUUAAGAACGUUGCUGCAGAGACCUGUAUGUGACUGCGUGGUGAGGAAAGAAUUAAACAAAAGCUGACUAGCUGUUCUACCCUCCUAAGUCGGAUUUACAGGAUUUAAGCAGAUCUGCUGGAAUUCCUUGAUCUUAUUCCUGUACCUUAUAGCUUGACUAUUAUACCAGUUCUGGGUAUGAUUGCUGUUAACUACUCCUUUUAGGCUUUCACUGUGGAGGUAGCAUUAAUAUUUUGGCUGGUCCUGAUGAAUAGUUGUCCUGCCAGUUCAGGAGAAAUAGGUUGAAUUCCAGAGAGCCAGGGGCAUUUUAGAAGAUGGCAUUUCUUGUUCAGAAGGGCCAAUACAGAAAAAUCUGGCAAAAUCAAGACAGACUCUGUAGGGAAUCAUAGACUUCCUGUAAUAGAACUAUGCUUAUAUCAGGGUGAGAAGGUGACUACUGUUAAAUAGAAGAUUUAGAAAGUUCAGGAUGUUUUACCUUAUUUGUAACAUUACUGAUCUAAAGUGCUGUAUUUAUAUUGGUAUAAUUCCCUUUUAGGUCUUCCUCUCCACCUUGGAGAGUAGUCAUGAGAAGCUUUGAAGCUUUUGAGAAUCUGAGAUCCACUUCUCUCAAGGAAUGUCAUGUGUGUGCAAAAAAACUAGGGGAGUCUUGGUAAGAAGGAAAUAGUUCCAAAACACUACCUGCCAGAGAGGAGACAACUGCAAAACCCACUGUAUCUUCCCAGUUCAUCAUUCUUCCAGAAAGUGAAUACAGGCUUGGACUUCUGUUGUUUUUGGUGCACUGGUUUGUGUUUCCUUUAAAGUUACUUUAUGUAUUGAAUCACUUUAUUUAGGAAAACUUUGCCUUGACAGGCAAACAACUUAGAAGUUACCACAAGAGAAAUCCAGUGCAGGCUUCUGCUAGAGGUGUUAAACCCUGUGUGUCAGAGGCCUGAACAGGGAGUGUCUCAUGGGAUGGAGUUCUGAAUGAGCAUCAACAACCUCUAAGAAGAAUCAAUGAGAAGAGAUGGGGAGAGGAACGGCAAAGUGAAAUUCUAAGAUGCUGCGAGGAACUUUGAUCCCUUUCCUCACAUCCCUUUCCCUGCGUAGAAAUGGAAAAGGCACCCUGCUCCCUCCAGUGCGGAGCGGCUAGCAUGGGAAAGCAGACCCUGGCAGCUGAACGAGGAUGUGAUACUUGAAGAACCUUCUGCUCACUUUGUACAUGAGGGAUGGAAAUCUCCAAAAUACUCGGGCUCUUGGUAGAGCUCUCAAGUCUGCUAUUCUGUCUCAGAUGUGUGGAGGCUUUCCUGGGAUCCAAGCCCAACCAAAACCAUUUGCAGAGUGCAGCGCCCAGCAUCUGUGCUGUGGGACCUUUCGGGUACUACAAUGGCUCACUGGCGGUCACCGAGGCCGGGGCAGAGUGUCUCAACUGGGCAGAGUUCCCUGAUUAUGUUCAGCAGUACCCAGACCGUGGCCUGGGGGACCACAACUUCUGCAGGAACCCAGAUGAGGGAACAACGCCCUGGUGCUUCUACAGGCUUGUGUCAGGGGCCAUUGGCUGGGCCAACUGUGAUUGUAACCAAGGUGCUGUGCGGUUGGCUGAAGACAGUAGUGUGGAGCUGUACUUCAAUGGACUCUGGGGUACCAUCUGUGCUGACCACUGGACUGACUGGGAUGCCAGUGUUGUCUGCAGGCAACUAGGUCUCAGUGAGAUCGGCACAGCUGGGAAGAAGAGUCAUUCCAGACCAUGGCCUGUUCCCCUGCACCUGCAGUCAGCAAACUGCCAUGGAGAUGAGGAAGCCCUGCUGCAGUGUGGCUAUCAGGAAGCUCUGUCAGGAGCUUGUAACCAGGGGAGUGCCGUGGUAACUUGUGUUCCUCCAGAAGGUGUAGGUGCCCCACUUCGUAUAGUUGGGGGGAAGGAGAGCUUUGAAGGGCGAGUGGAAGUUUACCAUGAUGGCAAGUGGGGAACCAUCUGUGAUGAUCAGUGGGACGACCGGGAUGCUGAAGUAGUCUGUAGACAGCUGGGACUCAGUGGGACCCCAAAAGCCUUGUCAUGGGCUCACUAUGGGCAGGGAUCUGGCCCAAUCCUGCUGGAUGAAGUGCAGUGCUCAGGGAAUGAACUGUCCCUUGAUCAGUGCAAGAAGAGUGACUGGGGACAGCAAAACUGUGACCACAUUGAAGACGCUGGGGUGUCCUGUGACCCUUUCACAGAGGGCAUGGUCCGGCUGGCUGGCGGCCGCAGCCCCAGCGAAGGCAGGGUGGAAGUUUACUACAAUGGAGACUGGGGCACAGUGUGCGAUGAUGGCUGGACAGACCUCGGUGCCCAAGUGGUCUGCAGGCAGUUGGGCUUCAGUGGUCCUGCUGCCCUGGCCUCUGAAGGAGACUAUGCUGCUGGCCAAGGCUUCAUCUUACUGGAUGAUGUGGCAUGUGUGGGGACAGAGCUGUCUCUCCUGGACUGUCCCCACAGCAACUGGGGGCAGCAUGACUGCUCCCAUGUUGAGGAUCUGGGAGUCCGUUGUUCCCCAGAAAGCAACACGGUCAUGGAUGGCAGCCUGGGGCCUCCUGUGCGGCUGGUGGAUGGAGAAAGCACCAAGGAGGGCCGGGUUGAGGUACUGCUGAAUGGGCAGUGGGGCAGUGUCUGUGAUGAUGACUGGACAGACAGAGAUGCCACUGUGGUUUGCAGGCAACUGGGAUUCAGUGGUACAGCAAAAGCCAGGGCAAUGGCUUAUUUUGGCGAAGGCCAUGGGCCCAUCCAUCUGGACAACGUAGAAUGCAAUGGCAUGGAGCAUACCCUGGGGCAAUGUGCCAUGCCUGACACCAGGAUUCACAGCUGCUGGCACAGUGAGGAUGCUGGGGUGAUCUGUGACUAUGUGGAAGAAAAGGUCCAAGAUAUCAGGAGAACAGGUCCAGAGUCUGGUGUGUGUGGGAUGCGCCUGCUUCACCGUCGCAAGAAAAGGAUCAUAGGUGGAAACAAGUCUCUGAGAGGCAGCUGGCCAUGGCAGGCCUCACUGCGGCUGAAGGGUUUUCGUCGAGAUACUCGUCUGCUGUGUGGAGCAACACUGAUCAGCAGCUGCUGGGUGGUGACUGCAGCCCACUGCUUCAAAAGGUUUGGUGUUGAUGUGCGGCGCUACCUCCUGCGGGUGGGCGAUUACCACACAGGUGUGAAGGAUGAGUUUGAGAGGGAGCUGCCUGUGGAGCGGAUUGUCCUCCACAGGAACUAUUGGGCUGGCAGCAAUGAUAAUGACAUAGCCCUGGUCCGGAUGCGGGGCAGAGAAGGGCACUGUCUCUCCUUCAAUCACCAUGUUCUGCCCAUCUGCCUGCCUGACAGGAGAGAGAGGUCUGACAUCAACAGGCAAGCCUGCAUCAUCUCUGGCUGGGGAGACACAGGGAAAUCCUAUUCCAGAACCCUGCUGCAGGGGGUGGUGCCCCUUCUCCCACGGGAAGACUGUGAGGCCCGUUACGGGCGGAAGUUCACCAACCGCAUGAUUUGUGCUGGGAACCUCUCUGAAGAUAAACGGGUGGACAGCUGUCAGGGUGACAGUGGAGGGCCACUCAUGUGUCAGAGAUCAAAUGGACGCUGGGUCAUUUUGGGCAUCACUUCCUGGGGGUAUGGCUGUGGUCGGAAGGAUUCGCCCGGUGUGUACACAAAGGUCAGCAAAUUCGUACCCUGGAUCAAGAAAGUGACCAAGCUAAAAUGAAAAUGACUGAGCUCUUGGAAUUUCAGCAUAUGGUCCUUUUGCCCUGCAGUAGCAGAAGGCCGUGGCUUCUGGCCUUUGACUGAUGGAGAUUUAUUUGUCAUUGGACACUGGCAAAAGAUUUUAAUGUAGAACUGGAAGGAAAACAGUUAUGACCGAUUCUUUAAAGUCUUUGGUUUCACUUUAGUCUGUAAUCUGUAAGCAGAGAAAGCAGGUGCACAGUGGUAACAAUGAUAAGUACACGUUGCUCUAAAUA